Spirodela intermedia is the source of this 25910-nucleotide messenger RNA. The record is from the annotation of a GenBank genome assembly. NCBI's taxonomy places the organism in Eukaryota, Viridiplantae, Streptophyta, Magnoliopsida, Alismatales, Araceae.
AUGGUGCGCCCUAAGGCAUCCGGCUCCAAGAAGCCAAAACGUACUAAUGGCGUCGACUUCAAGGUAUCAUAUAUUUUCCUCACGUUGUCCUUCCUCAUACUGCUUGCUUGUUUAUCGCUAUUGUUGCGCAUGCCACUUGUGGGUUUUUUGCUUUUCUUUCUGUUUUUUCCGACUUGUGGGAGCGCAAUGUAAUAUAACUAUCACUGCAGAAAAUUAAACGCAAGAUUGGCCGGAAGUUGCCUCCGCCAAAGAAUGCCACCAACACUCAAAUCAAAUCGAAGGGUAUGGAAACAGGAGAUCCUUUCCACAAAUAAUAGAGGGACAUCUAACAUUAGUUUUCUACUGUGCAUAGAAGAUUGUGAUAUUUGAUUCUACUUCUGUGCAGCAAUUGUUUUACCUGAGCAGAGCAUGGUAUCAGAGAGGACAGGCAUGGCCGUUAACAGCAGGGGCCUGACAUUGAAGGAGCUCCUUCAGCAGACAUCACAUCAUAAUGCAAAAACUCGUAAAGGUAGGAGACUAUGUCUAUUUCUCUCCAAAUGCUUUAUGUAAAUGACAUUUACAUACUUGCCGAAAGUUUAUUUUGCUCAAGGCUGAGAAUAUGUGUAUUGAGAAUGUGUCUGCUUACUUGUAAAAUUAGUGGUCAAUCUCAUUUUCUUGGUAUCGAAAUAUAUGAGUAGCGACACAGGCUGGGAAGACUUAAAAUGAGCCUAAAAUUACCUGAGAAUGUUCACACGAAGCAAUUUUCUGUUUGUUUGAGUUCAAGUUUUCUAUUGGAUGCUACAUAAUCUUUUCUGCAUUUUGAUGAGUGUACAUUUCCAGUGAGAUAUUCUUAGUUCGUAGUUUAUAGUUUAUAUUUUGAUCACUUUCAAAUGAUAGGAGAUGCAGAAUGGUCAGAUAUGACGUCGAUUUUUUCUAGGCUUAAGAGCGAGUUAUAAUGUUGGCAACUUUUUAUGCCGGCGUACUUAGAGUGGCAGCUUCCGAUCUAUACUUCACAUAUAUUUCCAAAUUUAUCCAAUCACAUAAACAUCUUCUUUAGGUACAUUUUUCCAUGUUUCAAAAAUCUAGAGUGGUCACUUCGAAUUAUUGUUCAUCCUGUAUUCAAAACUAUCUAUCACUUCACAUGGAAAGUAAGCAAUUGCCGUAGCAGAGGGUUCUCUUUGUUAUUCAUUUGCUGUUGUUGUCAUAAUCCUGUAAAAGAUAUUCGUGAGUAGCAAUUAGAAGUAAAGAGUUUGGGGAGGCCUGAAAGAGGGAUAAAAUUAUUUGGUAGCUUGAUUAUAUAAAGAAGCAUGCAGAGGGCACAACUAGGUUGAUUAGACAUCAAUAAAAAAUUAGACAACUGUAAACAUUCAAUUAUGAAACAGGUCGGAAUAAUUGAUAAUAGAAUUUUGACCAUGUUUAUUGUGGGUGUAAGUGGAGAAUGUGACGGUCUUAUAGAUGUAAAAUCAGGAUAAGAAAAAGAAUCUUCAUCCUGUAAACACCUUUGCAGUACACGUUAGGCAGUAAAGGGAACGAAAUGAUUCUUCUUGGAAGAAAUGGGUGGGCUAAUGUGUAGUCGAUCUCAAAUUGUUCAUAAAUGUGAACUGGUUAUAGUGUCAAUGGGGAUUUUGGUUUGAUAAGUCAUAUCUUAAAUAACACCUGUCAGGAUUUUCUUGCCUCAAUCUGAAGGCAUCGCAACAUAUAUAUCAACGAUUCCACAAAAGGAGAUCAAAUUGGAUCAAUCCCUGGAGGCUUAGGCAUAGGCAGAGAAAGCAGAAGCAUAGGGGGAGGUUUUCUCAGGAGCAAAGAGGUGAUAAAAUGAGGGAUGCAUCUUCUCUUGAACUACUUGAGAGCUAGAAGAUUGGGAUAUCCCAACCUCAUGUUCUAAAUUCGUGCAUGUCAAACUUCAUCGUAAAAUGGGGAGUGAGGUUGGAAGUGCAUUAAUGGAGUUUGUGAUCUCGAUUAUAAUUUUGGUUCGAUAAACAUAUUUUCCAAAUAAUAGAAGAACAUUGGUACUGUCCACUUUCGAGAGACGGUAGAGGAACAUUUAUAACUUGGAAUGUGGUCAAAAUAAGGGCUAUUUUUUUUUUCCUGGUAAACAAAACUGAUAAUUUAUCUUGUGGAAUUAUAUGAUAGUUCCAUGACGAGCUUAUUUCGGUUCAUAGCAUUUUUAUUUGACAGUUUGUUCAAACACGAACGUCAAAUAAAACUACCGGAGGAAGAGAUGAAGUUCAGUGCCAGAAAAGCAGUAAUAUUGAAGUUAUAUAAAGGAAAAUUGUGGAGGAAGGGAAUUGCUUUUUUUAUUUUUACGUUUUGGAAAGUUGAAUACUCACUUAUUAUCAAAUAACGAAAGGACAGUAUGCUGAAGGGUGCCAUGACUGUCUAGGCCAUACUGAGGUUGACAUCCCCAAAAUCUCGUGCCUUCCCUAGUUUCAAAAAUCUCACCUAGCCUUCGUUUCUUGUAACCAAAUAUUUUACCCGAGAUUUCUUUUGAAUUUGACCUCCUCACUCCUCUCCUAUCUUAUGAUUAAAAGGACGUGCAGUAAAGAUGCUAGGAUUUUACGCUACCUUGAAAGGAAGUUGAAACUAUUUAUUAGAAAUUGAGUUCCCUCACUACUGUCCUUUGAAAAUAAAGCUUUUUUGUUAAUUAUCUCAUGAGUCCUUAAGCUGGCUACCACAGGAUUUGAAGCAUGCAGAGUGUUCUUCCACUUUAAGGAGAUAUUAUUGAUGCUAUCAGACAUUGUAUGCUUCUUCUAUACUACUUCUGUUUAAGUACUUUCAAUUGAAGUUCUAGAUCCUCGAUCCUGGUUUUUGGGACCACUAAGUAAACCUAAGUUUAAGGCUCUUAGAAAUACCAGGAUGAAAAACUAAUAGAGAGAUGGUAACAUAUGACAAAACAUAAUGACAGUUGAGAAAGGUUAUCCUAAGGGAGAAAAAGUAUCCAUAAAAAUACAAAAAAAAGGUUAUCUUGAAGGUAUUUGAGAAAUGGGAACAAAAUAAAGAAGGCGUUUUAUCUCAUUAGUUGAUGACGAGGAGCUAAAAAAAGAUGGCGGUAAAGAAAAUUUUUAGAUUUGAUAAGAUAAUGGUAGAAAAGGGGCCAGAUUUGGAUGUAGGUGUGUUAAAGUGGCAAUUAGAGACUUCUAAAGAAACGCAAGGAAGGUAAAGAGAGAGGGGAAAAAAAAACCUGAAGUUAUUCUGAUAAAGUUUGAUGGAUGCAAGGGUAUUGUGGCUUGCUGCUGAAUCGAAAGGACGCCCAAAAAGCAGUGGGACAAUUAAAGUGGGAAGAAAAAAGACAGACUGCAUCCCUAAUUAAAUGUGGAGACAGGUAGGGUGUGGUCUGUUAACACAAUAGUUCUUUUAUAUUAAUGGACAAUUAGUUUUUGGUGACGAAACUGUUUGGGCAGGGGUGAAUAAUCAUUAUUUUCAAAAGCCUUCCAAAUGAUAUUUGCCUACUUAUGGAUAUAAGAUGAAAUUUUUUGAGGAACCUAUUUUUAAUGUUAGAAUAACGUAGUAGAAUAAAGCUUACGUAGGGCUCCAUUUCUCCCAUGAGAUCUUUUAAGAGAUUUGGAUUUCUUGCUUUCUCAGAGCUUUUCUAACACCCUAGUCUUCUUUUAGCAUUGUGACCUAAACUUGUGAUGCCUGUAUCCUUUGCCAUCUAUUUCCUGAAAAGUGUAGUCAGGGCGUAUUUAUGAAGGUCUGUUGUACCAGCCAACCUUGAUUCUUGCCUUCUGAUUCAUACUGGAAUUGAAGGUCUGUAAUUUACUUCCAUGUUGGAAACUCAACAAUGAAAUAGAGUGAACCAAGUUAAAAUUGUUAUAAGUCGCCUGGAAUGAGCAUUUUUUGGGUUGGGCUAUGCCUUUUGGAUUCUUCUUCAGUUAGAUGAAUAGUGUAAAAGGAAACAAAGAAGACGGGGGACAGUAAUGUUGCAGGCUGCAAAGAGAAGAUAAUUAGAUGAGAAAGAGGGUUGAAGAGUGAAUUGCAUAGAGAAACGACAAGAGUACCGGCGUGGCAGGCCUUGCCAUUGUGUGCUGGUGUCCAGCACUGCCCCUUGCCACGUCGGGUUGGUGAGUUCACAUUAUUUUUUAAGACACAGUUACAUUAUCUCGAGGUCUCUUUUUUCGUAGUUUACAUGAUCUAAAAUGUUUACUCUUAGGUCUACCUCUCUUAAUAUGAAAGACCAGACGCAAAAUUCAAAUUGCAAUUGCAAUAAUCAGCAUAAUGGUGAAAAGGGGCUUACUGUGACUUGCUCUUAAUUUUUUCCCAGACAGUAUCUAAUGUGUAGAAGCACUGGCUUCAAGUCCCUCUUAGUCACAUUAAUUUAGUUUUACAGAUUUUGAUUUCAGACAUUUCUUUGCAGAUUAUAAGGUGGGGCCUUCGGAUCCUUUAUGAUGGUGAUUGUUGUAGAGAGUAUUUUGUGGGCUUAGUGUGCGAAUUCUCGUAACUUGUUGAACAGUUUUUUAUUUAAAGGAAGGAUGGUAGUAAGAUGUUGAAAUUUCGUUUUCCUAAAGAUGUUCUUUUCAAAGAAGAGUCUUUCAUAACUUACAAAUAAAAUCAAGCUUUCUUUUAUUCAUAGGUUUGGGAUGUACGUCUUAUAUCUUAUGAUUUAUAUAAGUGAUAUAAGAUGGAUAUUUGCUUUCAUUAUUGGUGACAGUUUAUCUUUUAUUACUUGCUUCUCGAGUGGAGGAGAAUUUUUAUAUCUCCUGGUGGCGUUUGCCUUCUAUCUGUGAAGUUCUCUGUUUAGUUGCUACUUUCGUAUAAACUUUUCAAUUUUCAUGUUGCUGCCAACGAAUUUUUUGCAAUCUGAAUGCAGUAUGCUCUCUUUUGCCUCUCUUCUCUUUUGCAAUCUGAAUGCAGUAUGCUCAUUAUAUCUUGACAUAUCAGAGGUUCUUUUUUUUGAUGGACGAUGUUAAAUUUUGACCUACAUUGUCUUUUACUUUGGUGAAGUUGCUUUGACUGGCACACGGGAUCUGCUUAUCAAACAUCCAUCCGAGCUUAAACUGCACAAGGUUGCGGUAAUUGAGAAGCUACGGGAGCGUAUCUGUGACAGUGACAAGGCAGUCCGUGAAGUGCUGUAUAACGUUUUGAAAACAGUGAUAUUCCCUCACAUCAAGGAGGUAUGUCUCAAUCUUGACUUCAUCAUCGUAAUCGUAUUAAUUAUGGUGCAUGCCAUUUCUUAGUGCCAACAAUCUGUAGUUGGCAAGAUUCUAUCAAGGAUCUGAAUCUUAUAAGCGUUCCAAUUGCCUGUCCUACCUGAGUUCGUCUCUGUUAGGUUGCAUGCAAUUUUGGUAGCCUUGGAUAUUAAAUGAUUGGUGAAAUGUAUCCUUGUGUAGUCUAAGUUGGUGCAUCUAGGGGGCGAAGCAUAAUAGUUACCUAGUCUUUCGGAAGUGUCCACCAUUGAGAGAAGUGGGCAAGUUUGAUACGUGGAUCAUUUGAUGGACAUGAAUUUUCUGAAGGAAAAUUAUUGAUCAAAAGGUGAACGGAAAUAAGCUCCCCAAUUUGUAGCAAUUAGAAUCCAUGUGACAAGGGCUAGAAUUUAAGUGGAUUGAUGCGUGAGGAUAACCCUGUCACUUCAGACAGCAUAUUUUAAAGUCAUCUAAAUCAUUUGAUUUCUAAAAUUAUAGAAGGGAUUAUUAUCUUCUGGAAAAGUUGUCCCAAUUUCAUAAAGUGCUUUGACGUCCUUAACUAAUACUUUUUUAGGCAGGAUUUGAUUCUGAUCAUUCAUACCUAGUGUUAUCUUGUUUAUUUGUACUUGAUAUGUCCAUGCCACGAUGUCCUUUCUUUGGCUCCAUCUAAUAUGGUUGCUAUGUAUAUUUAGUAAAAUGUGGUUUACCACAUUAGACAACAAAUAUUCUUUCUUCUUUGCUCAUGUAAACUGUUAGUACUAAAUUCUCAUGAGUCUGUCAAAUAUAUUUUUUGUAAAGAUGUUUUCUGAGUAUUUUAUUCAGUGAUGUUUGUCAGCUGCAUUUAUACACUAGUCCUACGUAUCCUUCUGUUUUGAUUUAUGCUUGGAACAGUUUUCUUUUUCUUAUUUCUGCGAGUGGGUUUUUGCAUUUUAACUACUAAUAUUAAUUAUUUUCCUCAGGAAAUUACAGCCCCAGUUAUUUCCUUGAUGAUGGCCUAUGUGUUUAAUGCCAUGACACAUUUGGCAAUUGACAUUCGAGUAAUGGGCUUCAAAUUUUUUCAUCUCAUUGUGCUGAGCCACCCAUCAUCCUUUUUGCUCUAUGCUGAAAAGGUUGUUCUAAACAUUCCCUGAAUAUUUAUAUUUUUAUGAGAAUUGUCCUCUUGUGCUAAUUUCUGCUCUGCUGUUUUAUCACUAUGCUGCUAUGCUAUUUUUUUGUCCACAAGCCCAUGCAAUAGUACUUUGAUUUACCUAUUUUCGUGUGCAUCUGUUGGGCAUUUUUCUUUCCCAUGCCCUUUUUAUAUUUGUAUGAUUGAUGAAACUUUCAUUACGCCUCAAUGCAGCCCUGCUUCAUCUGGUCCUUUAAGCAUAAACAUCUAGAAAUUAUGCCUUAGAUGGAAGUUUUCUGUUUCACUGCGUUAAUAUUACUUUCCUUCUUAGUCAAAUGGUGGUAUUGAUAGUAUUUUCUAUUGAAGUGUCUGUGUUUGGAAAAUGGGCUGGUUUAUGUGCUAAGGUUAAGCCAAGGGCUUAGGAUUCAAGAUAAAGAUUCCUUCUCCUUCAGUGAAGAUGCAUUAAUCGCAAAGGUGAAUUCCUAUAUUUUGAAAGUUUGGGGAUGUAGGGCAUUUUUUUCCCAAUGUAAACUACUUUGGCAUUUGACCCACCGUUGGAAUGGAUAGUCCACAUCUGUUUUAUGAGUUUUUGGCUCUCUUUUUUUUGUGUUUUUCUCUGACCUUCUGCUAAAAAUUAUUAGAAGGUAGAGACUUGCCGCCCAUGUUUUUCUUUAAGUAGAAGUUGAGGCUCCGUGGAUUUAAAAAAUGAAACAAAAUUAGGAAUAAGUAAAUUGAUUUUUUCAUUCUCUCUUAUUUUUCUUAGAAUGAGGUACUGUUAGUUCUGAUAUGAGUACGAAUAAGAAAACUACCUGGUUUGCUUAUUAUGUAGAUUUAACAUAGUGUCAACAGAAUCUUAUCAGAAAAAAAUGUGCUCAGUGCAAGUAACGCAUAGGAAAAUCUUAAAGAACUCAUAUUUUCGGGUGAUUAGUGUCUCCUUAUGGUUUUCUUUGAUCUUGUUACCACAUAACAAAAACAUAAUCUGCAGCUCUUUUAAGUUUCUUAUUUUUGUUGAUACUGUGUUUGGACUUCUCUUUUCUGGGAAUUAUCUUGUUUUUCUCCUGUUAAUGAAGUAGAUGUACCUUUUGUCAUUCUGUUAGAUUUGUGUAAUUUAGACACAAAUAUAUGGAUAAAUAAGCAAAAUGUUCAUCAUCAGUGCUUUUUGCUGGUUCUGGCGCAUGAAUAUUUAAUUUACUGAUGCUUUUUACUUUUUUCAGGUUCUGGAUUGCUAUAGUGAUAUUAUGAGAAACAAGCAGCUCUACCUGGAAGAUAAGAGCAAAAUCAAAGAUGUGCUUGAUGGGCUUCUUCACUGCCUCUCUUCUUUUGCUUUCAGCGAGAAGAAAUUUGAUUCACAGAAUGAAGUAUAAACUUCUGUCUGUAUCAGCUUUUUUAAUUCUUCUUUCUGAAUAUGCAACUUGGGAGGCACAUUCGUUAUAAGAAUUCUCUUUCUAACUCUUGGUCUUGCUAAUAUUUGGCAUUUGGAUUGUUUUUUUCUGUCAUCUAACCAUCUAAACCAAAGAAUGAAGUUGUGGCCUCUCAGAAAUAUUUGCCAAAUAUGCCCACUUGAUUCUGUAGGAAAGUUUGAAAUGGGUAGGACCUUUGCUAUACGAUGAUGAUUAAAAUUACGGGAUGACUGGAGAAUGGUGUUCUGUGAGGACUAGCUUUGCUUGACUAUCAGCAAUUCUCGAUAGGGAGUGCUUAUAAUUAGUUUGUAUUUACAGAUGGUGGGUUAAGAAGAGUAAUGCAAGUGACAUUUAUCUAAAACACAGCUUUGGGGAGUUAUGCAGCUUUCAUAUUUUAAAAUCCUACUGUACCAAAACUUGAUCAAAUCACUUUAUGAGGGGAUAAUGACUAUCUGAUUGGUAUGAAAACAGAUGAUUCGAGAUAUUUUUUCUAUAAUAAAUCGUUGUCUCAACUUGUGCAGAAGUUUGACACUAGCUUAUGAAUAAAAUCUACGAAGGAGUACUUUUUUCUCUCAAUUUUGGGAUGUCAGAAAAGGAACUUUUUGGUGCAUGUUGUUUAUUCUGAACAUCAGGCACUCACGAUGCUCGUGAAACUAUUGCAUAUUCAUAACACCUCUAAAUUCCAUGGUUUCGUGAACCCUGGGUUGCUGACAAAUCAUCUCAACUUCAAUUAGUUUUUAUUGUUAGUGACCUGUUCGGAAAGUGGCCUUUUGCCAGUACUGUUAGACUAGUCAUAAGCUUGAAUCAUGCAAUGAUGUGUGAAGGCCAAUACCACGACGUCAUAAGUUUUUCUAAUUCAAUCUAUAGUUUUCAUCACAUCUGUUCUUGUCCCAGUCACUUUAGUCAAUUAAUUAAGGCUUAUCCUUUUUUUUGGGAAAAACAAAAUGGCAUUACUGUUGUUUCAUUCUAGAUAUGCAAGAAAUAGGUGUGUAAUAUUGGGCCUCCGAGGUACAGGAGAGGUGACUCUAUGGAGAUAGGUUCACCUUGAAUGAUUGGUAGCUGGAUACCAUGGUGAAAGGUCCUGUGUCUUUUUGAACCAACUCGUCUGGCAUUUAUAGCAAAUCACUUUAGAAGGCUUGGAAAAUAGUAGGAUAUUAUUGGACGAUUUAUUGUCGCAUAUAUAAAUGGCAUUUAUUUAACUUGAGUCCAUGACACUAGCAAAGUGCAGUCCACAAAGUUCGAAGCUGGGGGAAGUAAUACUAGGAGGUGGGGUUAUAAGCUAUAACAGUGAAGAACUCCACAAAAGGAUAAGAGCCAUGUUGCUGCAAACUUGUUACCCUAACUUGGCACGUGUAUUCUAUCAUAAUUCUUGCCCAAAUUGGAACUUUGUGAUUUCCGCAGGUUAGCUGCGAAAAUAGAGCUGUUAACAAUAUCCUGAUCACUCCCAAAUGCUUCUUGAAGUUUUCUUUCCUCUAUUUUCGACCUUGUGGUUCAGAGUGUUUUUGGCAGAGUAAGUUUCAGCAAUCUAAUUAUAUAAACGUCAGGAACGGUUUCUCCAUUCAAUCUGUUUGGGCUAUAUUGACUCCGCAUGGGAAUUUCAUGAAAUGAUUUAUUCUGACAGAGUCCACAAAUUAGGGACUCACUGUUUCAAAAUAAACUGAACAGUGAAGAUAGUCAUCACUGACAUCAGCUUGGAAUCAAACAGUGAAGAUAAUCUGACCUGUUGGUAUUUUUAUUUAACGAAUUUAAAGAGAAUGACAUUUUGCUGUACUUCACAUUUCCACCAAAUUAUGUAUCCUCUUACUUCUAAGUGUUAACAAAGAAUGCCACUUAGAGACACUCUUUAAGAAUCCAUCUUCCUAUUAUUCUGUCAAAUCCCAGAAAUGCUCGAUCGACCUUCUCCAAUCUUGAGAGACGGCGACAGGAAAAGAGGAUGAACGGAAGAGGAGGAUAGAAGAACAUCUGUGGCCCCAAAACUUUGUUUUCUCGAUCAUGAUUAGGGUUUACUACGGGGCUGGUAUUUAUGCGAGCCCGUACAAGGCUGAACCGGACCGGUCCAGGUCGGGUCGGUCUAGUUCGUAAGAACGAGGACAUAAAGGAAAAAAUAGAAGAAAGAAAAGAUACAUGAACCGAGGUAAACAAAUAUAUCAUAUAUUGACUCUAUCCAAUGAAACACUUGAAUUUGUAUCAGGGUUGAGUUUCUAUGGUUUCAUUAAUUCCUUUAUUUUCUCCAUCAGUAGGUGCUCUUCUUAUUUCAAACUUUGUGCGGCUUCAAACUUAAAACUCCUAGGAAUUUCAACAGUAUAUAUUUCUGUAUAUACAAACGCAAUAUUCUAUGCAUGUCUUUAACGAACUUGUAGGUCCGAAAUCAGGUGUAUUCCAUUAUUCGUGAGAUCACAUGAAUCCGAUUGAAAUACAUCAUAAAAAAUACGGGUUUUGUAUAUUUUACCACAACAAAUCAGGUUGUCUACAUUUUUUUCUUGUUUUUGACAUACACCAUUGAAUAACUUGAAUUAUCUAUGAUCUUUUAUUCAUAAGAUUUUGAAAAAUUAUGUCACAUCUGCUUUACAAAAACAAAAGCAAUAAAGAAACAUUCUCAUUCCUUUUAUCAUUGUGACAGGAAAAUGCCACGUGGAGGCCUUUGCAUGCUUUUGGUGUUGAGAUGCCCGAUGAACACACAGGUUGGUGCAAUACUGUAUCCAUCUAUGGACUUUGUAAGCUAAUUUCAAGUACUUUGGUUGUAUUAAUUCUAUUCGUAGUCCUUUAACGUACAAGCUUAAAACAUAACAAGUCUGUGAUUUACAAGUUUAUAUCAGCAUAUUGUUUGUUUGAUCUAUAUGACAUCUAUAUUCAGUCUUUGCGUAGGUUUUGAAUUCCCUUUUGAAAUGUUUUUGGAUAUUGAUCAAUGAAACAUGUCUGCAAUGGACAUGCUCUUUCUCAUUGUCAUCAUUUAAUGGUUUCAUUAACCUGUAGGUUGGUUGGUAAUUUAUUUCCUUUUCAGAGAUCUUUCCCUUGGACAGGGUUGUGUGCAGCCAAGAAAAGCUGUUUUAUGACCUGUACACAUCCCAUUGUGUUUUAUUUAUAGGAGUUGAAACCAUCAUUAGGCAAACUACAUUGUUAAAAUGGGGUAAUUAAUGACCAAAUGACAAAAAAAUGAAAAACUACAGGACCUGGACUAUUGUUUUAUGAUCUGCGCACAACCCAUUGUGUCGGAUUUAUAAGGCACGAAGCCAUCAUUAGGCAAAUUACAUGUUAAACUGGGGCCUUUAAUGAACAAAUGAUGAAAAGAUGAAGAACUACAAGGAACUACAGGGACCUGCUACAUUCAUACUGCGUUGAAUCCUGAGUAGCAUCUGGAUAUCUCAACAAACUAAUUUUGGCAAUGAUGCUUGUUUUUGAAUAUUUUUCAGGCCUUGAUAGAUUGAGAGCCUUUACUCAGUAAAUCAGAUUGAUAGCCUAGCAUUCAUAGGCUCGUUUUUUUCGAAGUCUGUAUAUGAUGCUUUAGAAGUGUGAGCACUAAAUUUUUAAUCCUUUGGAAGAACACUAGGUCUGAGGCGAUUUCGUUCUGCUGUGUCUUCUAAUUUUAAUGUCUUACACUAAAAUGACACAUGUUUUGUUCUAUGUCAGAUGGUCAUAUAGUUUAUUUCAUCUUAAUCUAAAACUGGACAAUUUAAUCUGUGCGCUUUUUGCGGUUGAUGUUUUAUCGUCACUGUGACCAAAGACGCCAACCCAAGUUCUUAAUCUAUUUCAAAUCUCUACUGAUGCAUUUUUGAGUAGUUCCUUAUUUUAUGUAGUGUUUAACAUGUGCUGCCUGUAAAUUUCAUCAUGGCAUAGGCAGGUUUUCAUUCUUAUUAAAAGGCCAUGCUCUAACACAUUUCUCCCUCCAUUAUCUCAAUCUUAGGUCUUUCUUCAAUUAGGAACAAACUCGAAGCACUACUGUCACUUCUCAUCCACUGUUUCCAAGAGUUCAUCGCUACCGUUCAUGCAACAAGCAUGAUCGAUGCACUAUCAUUUACAUGUAUGUCGUCUAUACUUCAGAUUAUCAAUUUGCUAGUCAAAGUUUCCUUUUCUCAGAGGGAUCAGCAGGCCAGAAGCUUUGGGUUGUCUAUUCCACCAAUUAUCAAAGACCACCAUGCGGGUAAUCAUAGUGCACAUAUUUCCUUGAAGAAAUUAUGGGAAGUUUUUCCUAUUAGUUCAGUGCAUCAGUCUUUAGAGAAGGUUAGUUCUCUGAUUAUUUUUAUUUUGACGAUUCGAGGUCAUUUUUAAAGAAGAUUAAGAGAUAUAUAUCAGUAUUGUUUUUAAUCAUUUUGAAGACUGUUAAUGUAAGUGGCCUUUUGAGUUCCGUCUAAUGAGUGCUUUGGAUAUAUACUGCUUUUUUUCUAUGUAGCAGCCACAUCCUAAUUUUUGACGAGCCAAUUGAACAAUUGUUCUGAUUUCUUCUUUAAUGUGUAUAAUCUCUCUGGAGCUUCACAUCAGAUUCAUUAUUCUAAUUGGAACUGAGACUACUGGCGUUCUGGCCUUCACUUUUUUCUGCUGCCAUCCUCUUCUGUUUGUAAUUGACAGAACUGAACAAGCCUUGUAUUUAUUGUAAUGAAUUUCUAUAUUUAUACCUGUAUCAUUGGGACAUUGGAACACAUCAUGCUUGGAGAUUCUGUGAGCAAUCCAAGCCUUCCACUUGUCAAAAGAUAAGCUUGCGGUAAAUCCUCGUCCAUUAAAUACCUUUAAAUUGUCAAGUAAUAAUUAUAAGCCGUCUCCAAAUUCUUGGCAUUGUCCUGGAUCCUUCGACCUAAUAUCUGGAAAAUUGGACCAUGGUGUUUUACAUCUUAGAGAUAUGGAAGCUUUUCAUAACUGUGUAUUGUGUAGAAUCUAGGGCAAGGAAAUGGAGGGUUAACUCUGGUAGUUGCAUGGUGGCAAAAUUCUCCAAAAUGUUGGAGAUGGAUGCAUAUUUCUUAGGCAAUCCCUCAUGUUCGAUGGACUUUGCUUAUUUUUGGAAUUUUUUUGGGACUACACUCUGGUUGUGAUGCCUUAGCUUCUUUCGUGAAUGGAAAGAGUCUUGAUUUCAGAGAUACCUUUCUUUGCCUAUUCCAUCACUAGUAGAAUGCAACUCGGGUAGCUUCAGUUAGAUGUCUAGGCCGGCAUCUAUAGUGCCACUUGUAUUUUUUGUCUGUCAGAAUGCGGAGACUGCUCAGGAUUAGGAGAAAAACAAAUAUUGUAGAAACCUGUAGAAAACCCGAUUAGAAACCAUAUCAACCGAUACGAAGCCUAAUAAUGCCUACUUCUCAAUAUUAGCAUUCCAUUCAUCAUGAUUCCUCCCCUGUAAAAAGAUCUUUGACUGAACAACGUGAAGAACGUAAUCUUUUCUAGGUCCAAUCUGCAGGACCCGAAUGAAGUAUAAUUGUCAGCCUCCUAAGCGGAAAAUUCUAAUGCCUCAUCACCUGGAUGAUUAUAGGGCUUUCUUGAAUUUAUAUCAAUAGGAAUCUUUUUUGGACAUAUGUGCGUGUCUAUAUUGAUACUUUUCGAAUGUCAUUUAUGUUUUUGUCCUUUGUGGUACUGUCGAAUUAGAUGUCUGUGUCGUUUCUAUUAUGCUGAACUAUUGACAUGAUGCUGAAUCUGUUGAUCUUUUAUGAAUUGCCACCAGAUGUUGCAGUCUAACUGAUACCGUUAUGUAAUGUUUUUCAGGGAGAUAACAGAUAUUUCAUCUUGAACAUUAUGCUUGCUCAGAUUUUUUUUCAUCUCCCUAAAAUAAUGGAUGAUACCACAUUUUUGAAGGAGAAGUUUCUUGAAUUCAUAGAAAGGCCUCUUUGUUGUCAGGUACCUCCAUGUGCUGUAUUUUUUCCUUGUCUUAGGAAUCUCGUGUAGUUUGGGAUUGUAACCGCGCAGAACAGUUCUAAAUGCAUAACAAUAUGCUAUCUUUUCUGUCUCGCUGCAUAGCGUAUGUGCAUCUGUACUUCUCAUCAUUAUGGUUACCAAUGCCUUGCUUACUUUGUUUACCAAGCCUAUGUAUUGUUCACUUGUAAUUGGUUUCCUUGGCUGGUAUUGUAGACUCUAUAACGAGACGUAGAGGUGGCAGUGGCAAUUACAGACACUAGGAGAGGUCGCUGUUCUUGUUCAAUUCUUGCAGGCAUCAGCACUCCUUUUAUCACUCUAGUUAGGGAACCCACUUAGCACUACAUAAAGAGAAAAAUGCUCAUGACGUAAGUCCCAACCGAGGUUGUCCUGUGAGAGCGCUGUUUGACGUAAGAGAUUUUAAGUGGGGACUAAAAUGGCCUCUGCCCUCGUCAUUUUUCUUUCUACACUCCCCCUGAAGCAGAAUCUCUAUUAUUUUUGGCUUGCUCCUUGAAGAUUUGAAAAUUCCUUCCCCAUACCCUUGGUGAAAACAUCAGCCUUAUCAUCCUUGAUUGAACAUUAAAUCAACUACCCUGUGCCCAGAUUUUCUUGAAUGAAAUACUUGUCCAUCCUCUUAUGUUUUGUAUGAUUAUGUUACACUGGUCUUUGGCUCAGCUGACUGCAGCUAUACUGUCACGACAUAGACCCAUUUGUAGUUUUACUGUCAUUACAAUAUCCUUCAGGAAGAUCUUUAACCAAAGUGUUGCAAAUUUCUACUUCGAUGUAGAAGUAGGUAGAUACAUUCAAGAUAUGUUCCUUCAGAUAAGCAAUAUGCUUCUGGGAAAUUCAGUGCGAGAAAAAGGAAAAAAGCAUAUGGAGUGUCUUCCUCAUUAUGUCAAAAUACUUGCUGAAAUGCUCUUCCUAGGUGGGAGAUUUCUACAAAAUGAUCCAGAAGACUGACUAAAACCAAGAGCAGCAUCAAAGCGCAGGGAAUUAUCUUGGGAGCUUGCUCCAGCAAAUGAGGGAGAAUAUUACUUUAUGAAUGUUGAUUGCAAGGAAUUUUUUUUCAGAAAUUCAUGCCAGGUGUUUUUGUCUUGUGAACAUUUCUACUUAGUUACAGCGUAAAUACUAGGUCAAGGGGACUAGCUUAAUAACCCAGGUUUUGUCCGUUGUAAGGUUUUAACUGGCGAGUCGGGCCUUUUUGAUUGCGGAUCAGAUUUUCACACCAGUGAACUCUUCAAGCUUAUUGUGGUGGAAUAAACUGACUAUGCAGAUUGAUUGGGUACUCUGUGCCAUUUAAUACAUGUGAUGGUCAACUUGAAAGUGUUCGAGUAACUCGACACAGCUUAGAAGACCUUGUCUAGCUUUUGAUUACUAUCAAAUAUAGAUGGUUAAUCAGUAAAACAGGUGCUGAAUAUCGUGGGUAUCAGGUUUUGAGGACCAAUCUGAAACUUAGAAACAAUUUUUUUUCCCACUUGCCAUAACUUUUUCUAAAUCUACCUAAAUAACUGAUCAAUAGGUCUGAUGUUUGAACAAGCUGGAAAGUUUCUCAGCUCAAAAUUUCUUCUCCUUGCAUUAUGGAGGCUGCAUAUGUAGGUGACUUCCAGUAGAUUUUGAAGCUUUAUUAACAAAUAAUAUUUUUCAGACGGAAAAUAAAUAAAAUACUCAAUCAGAGUUUGCAUACAAAAACAGAUAAAUCUGAAUGCCUGCUUCUAGUCAGUUCAUUUCAAUUGGGUCUUGGGUUAAGGGAGCUUAUGCUUUCACAUCCUGUAAGGUGGCAGCAGCAGCAGAGCAGUCAAUGCAGGCAGAAGUGGAGAGAAAAUAUGGGUGGAUAUGUCAUGGAAGAAGAUGGCAGUACGUGCCAGAUAUCCCUCAUCUGGUUUUUUUUUCCCCUCCACCUUUGACUCUCUGUUUUCUUUCUUCUUCUAGUUUCCUUCAUUUUCCCUACUUACGAACAUUAGCUCAAGCAGCUAUAGUGGGUCACUGGUUUCAGCCACAUUGUGUUUGGAAUCUGAGCGGGAGGAAGAAAGGAGAGAGGAAAAGAGGGAGAUGCCGUGGCAAAGUGUGACCAGGGGACAUAGAAAGGGAAGGACGAGGAAAGAAGGGAGAGUGAGGAAUAAAUGAAUGAAGAUGGGAGAUUAAAGGAGGAAGGAGGCUGCUGUCUCUAGACAUGGAAAACCGAGGACGAACAGGAGAAUAUUGUUGCUAUUACCCAAUUCAGGAUUUUGGCAACUAGUUGUAUCUGGAUUGGCCAGGUCAAGAUGUGUAAACUCAGGUUUAUUUGGGUAGCAUUAUUUAUGAUCUAUGCAGUCACAUAAACACACGAGCUUUUUUUAGUCAUAUGGUAAGUAAGUGAAUUUAUUGAUAAAAUAACAUGGUGGGAAACAGAUAGAUGAAUAUAUGAAUGCAUCGCUAUGCCAAGUUAUUCCAUAAUCAUGGUGUCCUCUUUUUUAUUUUUUUCCCUCAUGCAUUCCAUUUGUUGCAUUGGUGUGCAGAGGACUAGAAACGUAAUCAGUUUAUUUUUGCAGGUUAGUGGCAAUGCAGAGUCCGGUGGGGUGAUCCAAGAAAAGUACAUAAUUUCUCUGAUCGAAUUCAUUCCUGGUCUGGUGUCACAAAUGAUGGGAUACUGGAAAGCUCGUCUUCUACAGGUUUUUAAUGUGCUUUAUCAAUUCACUAAAUCCUGUGUUUUCUUUUAUUUCCUGAGAGUUGAACGGUAAUGAAUGGGGGUCUCUUUAUUUGCUGAUAAAAUGAUAUCUCGUUGAUUGGAAUAUACAGUUUUGAAGACUGUUCUCGGAGUAUUAUGCAAUAUAAUUUUGGCAACUUUCCUGUUCAUAAUUUUUUCCUUUUUCUCCUUACAAGAAGUUAAAGUUCUUUUUUUUUUUUCUCUUUCAUUGGCAGGCCUUUACCGGUGUAUUUGAAAACUGCAGAGUGGACUCUAAGCUAAUGUUCGCCUGUCUAUCAGCACUGAUGCAAAUGCUACUGCCUGUGUGUUUCUUUCUCGCAGUUCUUCCCAUGCUCAUAGCUGGACAUAGAAGUUUCGAAUUCAUAAUCAUUUUCCCAUCUUAUUCUGUUUAGAGACAUGUUCAAAGCGUUCAGUCAUCAAGCUUCAAUUCCGAAGAAAUGUUAUGCUAUCAGGUUGUUUGGCUGCGCAAGCUGCCAGAGGUUUUGCUACAACUAGGCGAUAAACAUCCUUCUGUAUCAAAGGUACGAUGCAAACCAAUUGUGGCGCAGGUUAUUGUCAUUGAUACUCUUUCAUGAACUCCCUUGCCCUUUAUCAAUUCUGUAGUAAGCACUUUGAUCAUUUAUUGAUCACUUUUGACUAUAUAAUCUUAGCACUACUUUUUUCUGUUUUUUAAUCAGCAACAAUUGACAGCAUUUCUGUGGAGUUUUAGACCGGUGACCUUGCUUCAAACAUCUCAUACAUCUGUCUGGACUAUCGAACAUGCAAAUCCGCCAUUUGAUGCCAACACCCAUCAAUCCUUAUCUUUAGUUGGGACAGAAGCGAGAGAGAAUGGGAUUAAAGGAAACAACAGGUGGCCCAUGUCAGAAAGCGAUGUACAAGGUGGAAACGGGAGAUCAGGGAUAGCAAAACGAAAGGAAAGUGAGGAAUGUGGUGUGCGGUAAUGGGAGUGGCGGGAUGGACCUGAGAGAACGAGGAUGGGGAAUGGAUCUCUGACAGUGGAACUGGCUGACGGGAAAGGAUGGGAAGGAAGGAUAAGGGGGAUGAAAGAUAGAUCAGGGACUGAGGAAGAGGAACAAAGCUGGUUCCAAGCCCCCAGCUAAAUGCUGCUGUGCUUUUUGAACUUGCCAAGAUAGUGGGGACAGUCUGACUGUAGCACUUCUCUGUCGAGUCAAAGGGUCAUGGGCAUGGGAUUGAUCUUCUCUGCGGCUCUUCAUUUUCUUUGAUUCUGAAUCUUGUCAAUAUGAGCACGAUUUUCAUGUUGUAUUUCAAAAAGUGUACUGACAAAGUUUUACAAAGUUUAUUUCUGGAAGAUUGUAAAUUUGAUGUUGAAAUUAUUCCAUUUCAGUUUUCCCUUCAGAAUAUUCUUAUAAAAAGUUCUUUUAUGCAGGUUAUUCUGGAGAUCCUACUGCGUGUUGGCCAGAGUUCCAUGCGUGACUCUCCUCUUGCCCUAGAGUAUGACAAUUUGCAGUUCACGUUGCGAGACUAUUAUAGUACAAAUGAUGACCAAGGUAUGCAUGGCAAUCUGUAUUUUACUUUUUAUGAUAUUAUUUCAUUUUCCUUCCUAUCCCCAUGGUAUCUACAUAGUACCCAUCCUAAUGGUUAACUGCAAGUCCUUGCUAUAUUCCCUUGAUAAAUCAGCUUUUCUUAGUAAAUAUGGCCUUCGCAUGAGUAACUUAUCUUUUUUUAAUAAUUUCCUUUGUUUGCAGGGGUGAAACAGUAUGGUCCUUUUGUCAAACUUCCAAAAGACUGCCAGGAUAUUGCUAUAUGCGGCAUAUAUUACUUCUCAAGUUUAAAUUUGCCAUUGCUUGAGUCAUUGGCCUUUUGUUGCUUAUGUGAGUAAAUAUCAUCGUUGACCUUCAUUUCUUCAUGUGAUGCCUGUUGAUCUGUUGUGGGAUGUAGAGAAUGUGCUAGAAAUGAUAUUUAGUUUAUCAAUAGCUCUACUCGCACUUUUUUUUUAUAAUAAAAAUCACACUGGAUCUCCCAUUAUUUUUUUCUCAACAUUAUUUUUAUUUUCAGUUCCUUUUCCACAUACUUCAAAUAGUUGUCCAAUCUAACCCAGAAUCGGAUGGUCUAGAUUAGCAUUUCCUGUAGCUGUCAAUUUCUUCUAAUUUCUUGUCAAAAUGCUAAGAUGGUAAUGAUAUGACUAUCAUUGGUUGUACCUGGUCACUGGUUUCCAUCUUACUGUUAACUUCUUUAACAUAUUAACAGGGUAUGAGAUAUUUCAGAUGAAUUGUGCAUAUUCUGCUUUUUAAGAGGGGGCUUGAGUUGUACUUGACCCAGGAAAAGUGAUAUACAGACUAUGGCUUGGCAAUAGUCCAAUUUGCCUGAUUGUGUUCCUCCCAAGUGGGACAUGCUGUCAGUAGUUCCUUAUGGGACUCGAGUCUUAGGGAUGGUUUCUGGGGCACCCUUGUUGGCCAUGAUCCUGAGAGACUCAAGGUGUCAGUCAACAUGCACGCUUUUCCAUUUCAGUGGUCGCAUUGCUUCUCUUUCAUUGCCAUUUUUAUGGAGCACUGAGUGCUGUAUUAAACAUUUUUGGAUCGUGUACCAUACACAUAGUUUGUUGGCUUAAUCUGGUAGAGACUUGCAGCAAGUUGUAUGAAUCUCUGCAAUUUGACUCGAACCUGUUCAGUUCCAGACUUCUGGCUUUCACUUGCAACCAUUGCUCAGCCACUGCAAAUCCCUUCCCACUGCCCAUCUCUAAAGAAGAAGAAGAAGAAGAAGAAGAAGAAAAAAGAAAUCUACUUGCAUCAGAUUGUCAUUUAACGUAAUUGCUUGCCUCUUAUCAUUGCCUCUUCCUCUCUUCUUGUCAAUCAUUGGAUUUGUUUUACUAUUAUGUUUCCCAGCUCCCGUGCUCACCACUUCCCUUAUGCUAAAUCAGUUCACUGUAGCCCAGGCCUCGUAAGGUUACUUGAUUUGUGACAGUCAAUGGAGUUAUUUAUUGUAUGGCAUAUGGUAUUUCUACAUUUUGGAAUUAGAUAUUCCAAGGGGAUAACUAAGUGUUUAAACCUUAUUGACCAACCUCUGAAUCAGAUACUUCAGAGGUUAGUCCCCGAGGUUGCCAUCCUGACUUGGGAAACCGAAGCAUAUCACCUGCAUUUGUGUUGAUGCACAGCACUGUGGUAGGUCCCCCUCUUUCCUGCGAAUCAGACGAGAAUGGACAUGCAAGCAGGAACGAAGAUAGAAUGGAUAAACACGGAAUGUCUGGGCUCUCACAGGAACCCUAGAACAGGUGGGAUCAUUCAAGAGGGCCUGUUCUCACUCAGCUAGAGCUGCCCUAGAAUACUCCUCGAUCCCCUUUCCCUCUAAGCCCUAAUACUUCUUUUCCUUGUGUAAGGAGAAGACCUAGCUUCCCUUCAUAAAUUCCUCACUUGAAGGGAUUGUUUGGUCCUUUCGAGAAGGGGUGCUGGGUCCUUUGGGCCUCAUUUCUAGGCUGAUAAUAGUUAGGCCCACUGGGGGGCUAACAGAUUGGAGUGAUGCCACCUUGUACCGUUAAUGCUGAUGCUGUGCUGAUGUACCGUCAAUGCUAUUCCAAUCUCAUAAUUUCCUUCAUGUUCUUCGUCUCUGGUACCCUUUUGCAUUGUCGCUACCAAUUUCGUCGGGGUUCUGAGAAAUUAUAGUUAUUUUGUGUGCUAUUUAAUUGGUGCACCUUUCUUGAUAAAGUUGGUGGCCUAUGCCACUCUACCCAUAUAUUUUAUAGUGGCCUAAACACUGUGGUACUGGAACAUAAAUUCCUCUUUGUAUCAUCAGUUGUCUUUGAUUUUUGCUUCUAUAGCUUCAUAUACUUUUUGGUAACGAAGUUUGCACUGUAUCCCUUGUUGUCCGUGCGUUUGAUUCUAGGUUCAUUUUUGUGUAAGAAUAUAUCUUUUCUGUCAUCCAUCACGUUGUUCUAUUUUUUGAUAUAGGUGAUGACUUGGAACCAACUGUACGAAUUAGGAUUCUGGAGGUUCUGCACUCAGCAUACAAAUCCGGACAUGUGAAACUCGCAGACCAUAUAGGCUUCUUGGUCACUAUAGUUGCACGCUUCAAAGUCUCUCCAGGUUUAUCUUUUCUUCUUUCUACUUCUUGGCUGGUUUUUUUCUUUUUUCAGUAUAUAGUUGUGGCGAUGAAUUGGCAGUUAUUUCCUUGUGCAGUUAGACUUGAGAAAGGAUAUUCCAAUCUGGUCCUGUGCUCUUAAGAUUUGACAUGAAGGCAAUAUGUGCUCUAAUGAGUUGUUGCCUUUUUUGUUUUCAGAUAAUCUCUGUAUGCCUUGACAGUAGCACAUCAUGCUCAUUGAAACCGACUAUUAAUCAUAACCUAGGAUAAUAAGCCAGUAAAACACGAGCAUAAUAAUUGAGAACUGCUCAUCAGUAUCUUGAGUCAUGCUAACUGUCACACAUGUAGGUUGAGAAUCAAGAGAAAAACUAUCUCGGUUGAUCCCACCAAUCGUUAUAAAUUUGUAUUUACCUGGUACUUGUGUGUGAUGGAUCAAGGGGCCAUUUUUCCCAUGUGGUAAACUCAUCCUCGUGCUUCUGUGGGAAUCUUUUGCUUGUUUGUGUUUUAUUGCAGGUUAUGUUUCCUUAGCCUCAUAUAUAAAGGAGCAUCUACUCUCUUGUACACAGUCAACCUCAUUUGACUUGGUAGAUUCUGUUCUACUAUAGAUGUCGAAUAUUCCAACUACAUGCAAAAUUUGUAGUAAUGUGUGCGUGAGUGUGAUACAGUACCUCUCAAGACAUAUGUUUGUCAUAAGCGAACAGUUUAGAACCUUCUGUACUGAAUAUUAGGGAAGGAGCGGGCUGAGUGGUAUAAAUACCCCCUUCCUGUGAAUAAGAGAGAGUAUCAUGGUAGAAGUGACACGAGAGAGGGAGAGGGGGGAAUUCUCUUGAACUAAUUCCCGUUUGUUACAUUGUCUUCUUUAUUUUCUUGAAUCUAUUGAGUCUUUUUCCCUUCUUUGUCUAAGAGGAGAGGAGGGGAUCGUAUCAACUAAUAUCAGAGUUAGAUGCAGAACAAUCCACUGUAGAAUCAAGGAAGCAUGGGAUGCAUUGAAGAUAGAUGCAUUGUAGAAUCAUGGAAGCAUGGGAUCAAGAUUUGCCAAAAAUCGACUGGAGGCAUUGAAGAUAGAUGCAGAACAUAUCAAGGAAGAACAACAACAUAAUAGGGAGGAACUACAGAAAUCAAAGUUUGAAUCGGCAAAUCUGCUACAAACGUUCCUUCAACGAAUGGAUGAGACGUUUGACGAAGUCAAGAACUCUGUCAGUGAAAAGCUCUUAGCAUUAGAAACGAAGGCUCCAACUGUAAGUAUAGCAUCUUGAUCGGUCUGGAAUUCUCCACAUAAUGAGCAAUAAGAGAGAAUCAAUCCACGACCAGAGGUACAAACGUUUGUGCCGACUCCAAAUCACAUUUCAGAUGAAAAUUGACAAAUAAAGAAAGGAGAUCUUAGAAUCUUUUAUGGAGGCAAUCUUGAAGGAUGGCUCCGAUGUGUAGAAUGAUAUUUUGGGAUCAACAAAAUACAAGAAGAAGAAUGAAUGGAAGUAAUCAGCUUAACUUGGAUGAUAUGGCUUUGAAAUGUUACAUUUGGAUGGAAGAUUGAUAUCUGUUCAAUAAUUGGAACUUCUAAAUCGGAAAACAUGUAUGACAGUUUCUUGAUUUUAAGCAAGGAAGAUUAAUAUUUGAUUAUAGAGAAGAAUUUGAACACAUAUUCAGUCCAAAUUAUCCAGAACUAAACCAGUGGAAUUAUUAAAAAUUAUGGACGCUUCAUUAAAAGCAGAGAAGCACACACAUUGUGCGAAGCAUGGCAUAUCAGUCUACCAAAAUAGACAAUAACAGAGACGCAUUCAAUAUUUGGCUAUACUAAGAACAAUAGGAUUGUCAGUGUCAAGAGAAAUUCAUGUACGAAACGAUAAGAGAAGGUUUGAUUCUCCCUGCAAGUCAACAACUCAACAUGAAACAAAGAAAAUAAGGGUAGAAGCCAUACCUUUCUAAGGUAGGCAGAGACAACAAAUUCAAUUAACAGAUGUUGAAGUUAAUAAACACAUGAUUAAGGGCUUAUGUUUCCAUUGUGAUGACAAAUAUGAGCCUGGUCAUCGUUGCAAUGAGGAAGAAACAUUACUUACUACAUAUGUAUCAUUGAAUUCGGUAGUUGAACUUGCACAAUUAGGAUCAAUGAGGUUAAAAGAAACCUUGCAAGCAUGGUAGAUUGUGGGCCCACACAUAAUUUUAUGUGUGAGUCUAUUGAAGGAACUUGGAUUACCUAUAAAUGAAUUCAUGAACUAUGAAAUCAUUAUGGGUAAUAAACACACAGUCAAAGGCUAUGGUAAUGCAAAGAUGUUACUUUACAAUUACAAGGAGUGACUAUUACUCAAGAUUUCUUGUCUUUGUAAUUGGGGAGGGCGGACCUCAUACAUGGCAUAUAAUGGUUAGAAACUAUAGGAUGGAUGCAUGUGAAUUGGUGGCUACUAAUCAUGAAAUUCGUGGUGGAUGAAAAAGUAAAAACUCUAAAAGGAGAUGCAAGUUUGUCAAAAGUUGUUAUUUCAUUGAAUGCUAUGGAAAAAUUAAUUAGGAAGAAAGAUUCAUUUGGUUGGAAUCAAGUCACUCAGAAUGCUUUUGAUCAACCUUGGAAUGCAAUUCCUACCACCCCAAAUCCUUAUCAUAGGUGGCUGGUCAAACUAAUGGGCUUAAAUUUUCAAAUCAGAUUUGAAGAAGGGAAGUAAAGUAAGGUAGCAGAUGUUUUGUCUCACUUCUGAAGUAUGAUAGAAUUAUAGAAAAUGUUGGUCUCACAUUUUCAACUGAUCAAUAUCAUUAAGAUCAAUGAGGAAAUAUCAUUAGAUCCAAGGGCAUUGGGGCCCUAGGAUCAUGUUCAACCACUUCCUCCAAAUUUAACACAGGAGCUUGAUUGGAGAAUGGUGCCAAAGUUAUGCCAAGCAGUUCAGCCCACAAUUGUAGGACCAGAGGUCCUCAUCAAAUGGGGAGGCCUACCAAAUUUUGAAGCUACAUGAGAAACAUCUUCAGAUAUUAUACAAUGGUUCCUUGACUUCCACCUCAAGGACAAGGUAGAUUUGAACGGGGGGAGUACUGAUACAGUACCCCUCAAGACAUGUUCAACAUAAGCAAACAAUCUAGAAGCUUCUAUGUAAACAUUAGGGAAGGAGCGGGCUGAGCAGUAUAAAUACCCCUUCCUUGUGAAUAAGAGGGCGUAUUGUGGUAGAAGUGAUAUGAGAGACGGAGAGUGGGGAAUUCUCUCAAACUAAUUCUUGCCUGUUACAUUGUUUUCUCUAUUUUCUUGAAUCUAUUGGUCUUUAUCCUUUCUUUUUCCAAGAGGAGGGGAUUGUAUCAAAGUGUCUUCUCUCUCUCUCUCUCGCUCUCUCUUUGUUGUCAAUUUUCUCUCUACAUCAUUAUAGGGCUUCAAAAAUUUGUGGUGAAUUUUCUUAUUUUUCUGUUUUAUCUUUAGGUUCCUUUGGCACAAUCCACAUGCAUCAGGUUAUUGUCAACUCAGAUCUUAGGAAAUCCCAGGAAAUCAAUCAACAAAUUUCGUUAUUACAUAAUAAGUGAGGGGGGGGGGAUUAGUUAAAUGUAAUUACUGUUUUAUCUGGGAUCACUUUGGUCCCUGGGCGAAUCUGAUGUUUCCAGGUGCUGGUAGGGCGAAUUAGAAGGCUAAAAGAGUCUACAAGUAGAUUUGGAAGAAGCUUUGGAAUAAAAGUAUCACGUUUUGUUGGUUAAGGCUUUAGUGGUUUCUAAGCUUAAACCGCCAGAAAUCACAUUCUUGAAUGGAACAGAGAGUAGAUGGAUUUCGGGAGAUUGAUCUUUGGAUUUCCUGAUUAUGUUGAUAAUAUUAAGUUGGAAUGAAAUGCAGGAAUUAUGGACCACGUGAGGAUACUGGUUCAAAUGGGUUCUGACAUGAGUUGAGUAAUAGAAGUAUGGAUAGGUCAGAGUUUUCAGGUUUGAUUUGUAUCAGAUCCUAACCAAGAAAGAGUGGAACAUGGUUGGGUAACGAUUGAAGGUUUCCUUUUCCGUCAUUAUCUGUAUGGGAAGACGACUUUUAUGUCUCAGUUCUUCUCUCAUGUCAGUUUUCUUUUAGAAUUUUCAAUAUUCCUGUUAUUUAUAUAUUAGAAGAGGUAAAUGUGAAAAUAAUCAGCCAAAAAUCUGUCUUCUUGUUGAUGUGACCACUAUUUUCCUUGCAGAGUUUCAUUUGGAUGGUGAAAAUCGAGGAAAGAUCUCAAAUCGUGAAACAUUCCGCUUAAUCUCUGAGGCAGUUUUCUCUUGCCUUUCUGAGAUGGGUGACCAUUCCUUGGUUUUGAGGUUAUUACAGAAAAUCACGCUCGAAGUGAUGGUGCUCACGUGACUACUCCUUUGUUUUCUUGACUUUUUAAGAAUAUUUAAAAGUUUUUUAACAAUACUGAAAAAGAUAAAUUAUUUUGAUUUUCAGUCCAUGAAACCACAUCUUGAUAACAUGCAAAGUAUGCUGAGGAUGAUCAUCCUGCUGGACUCUACAUUGUCGACAUUUGUGGAGGAGGCUAUUAGCACCCUUGGACAAAAUAUUGCCACUUACCUGAUUGAUGCUUCUUGUGUACGUUGUCAUUUAGUAGAACCUUGUAUCAGCAAGUCCUCUGUACGUCAUCUCAUAGUGUUAGAUUGAUUACUUAUGCGUAUCUGAAAUUACUUUUUGUGCAGUACAUGCCAGAUAAAAUCAAUGCUACUGGAGAUGACGAAGUGUUCCUCGUAUAUCAGUUCUAUGCCAGACCAUGUAUUGUUCUCUUCUUAAGGAGCGGCAGACUUUUGCACGAGGUUCUCAAAUCAUUGGCUAGUCCCAAUUACAAUUUUGAGCCAAAUAAAAUCCACGCUGUUGCUUCUACAAUUUUAUUUAUUCUAAAGAAUGAGAAGCUCCGUCGUAAUCUAUCUUCAAGUGAAGGAGCCAUAAAGAAUAUCUUGCAUAAUAUAUCCAUCCUACUGGUAAGAACUGAUUGUGUUGCCGGAGUAACAUCUCCUGCUUUGCAUUUGUUCCUUAAGUCUUAUGCUUAUGAAAUACAUGUAUUUUCCACAUGUACCCGAUAUUUAGGGAGUAUCCUGGUUAUAUUAGGUAAGCUACUUGGUGAAUGUCCUAAUUAGCCUAAUUAUAAUGACAUCCUCAACUUUUUGAUCCUGAUGAUAGUUUUCUUAUAGGAUUACUUGUCUUGUUGAAUACAUAAUGUGAAACCACCCGAAGGUUGUCAUGCAUAUUCUCUCUUUUGCUCGUAGAGCCUGGUCCGGAUUACUCUGAACUACGAGAAAAGCUUGGUUCGCAUUUCAGAAACAAACGGCUAAAAAAGAUCUGCUAUUCGUUACAUCAGUAGCUCGUGAACCUGGGAACUUUUGAAUUAUUAAUGUUUUACUGGUGGUAUAUUGAAUCCCCUGCACAGUUGAUUAUCCUUGAUGGAUCGUGCUCUUCUGAGAAGGUGGCAUUAAUUGAUAUCCUUGGUGGAUCGUGAUCUUCUGAAAACGAAAACUUAAAACUCCUUUGCGUUCAUUUUCAGCAUUAAUUGUGCACAUCAGUUUUGUUGAUAUCCUUUUUAGUACUAAAUGAUUUGCAUGUUCCUCUGGUUCUGUUGUUUUUUUCUUGAGUUCGUUAACUGCUGCAGCAAAGUUGUUCUUCGGACUAUCUUGCUGUUUUAUUUUGUUUAAGUUUCAUCAAAUUUUUUACCAUGAACUGACGAUGGCAAUUUGCAUAGUCCGAGAACAGAAACACCAUGGUCUUUGAAAAGAGGUGCAGUUUGCAAAAUGUGUUUCACCAACUGCAGAACGAAGCUUCUAUGAUUCAAAGGCUAGUGGAACGUGGACAGCGUGCCUGA